UAUGUAUGUAUGUAUGUAUUGAAUUUCAGAGUAACUUGAGUCCAUGUUAAAUUCCAGUGGGAUGUUGUAAAACAAAGUUAAUUUGUCGUCGUCAAGUGGCCACAGCAUAAAACAAUCGUCAAUGUAUAUUAUAUACAUAUAUGAAGCAUUGUUCGGUCACACGAUGCGAAUGAAUAAAUAUUUAUUCGUUUUCCGAUAGGAAGAAGCGUCAAUGUCAAUCAUUGCACAUGCACUUAACGACAUAAGACAGGACAUAAUAUCAGCACGUGGGAAGAUAACAGCCGAAGGUCUCAUGGCUGCUUUUGACCUCAAUAAGUCAAUGAUAGAGACUGCAGUGAGUGUUUGCUUUGUCGACGGUGAGGUAACACAAAUAACGAUACAUUCAGUCUCUUUGCAGUCAUGGCAAUAAGUAAUGUAAAAGGCGAUGACAAGGACGUUUUAAAUACAGAAGAAAAAAGCCGAGUAAGUAAGGAAGGACUACCUAUCGACCGAGGAUGGGCUUGGGCUAUACUGGGAGGGUGUUUUCUGAAUGCUAUGUUCAUGGGUGGAUACAACCGAUCUCUGGCGCUAUUCUUCGUGGAAUACCUGGAGAUGUUUGGUGCAUCUACAACGAAGACAACACUCAUCCUUGGGGUAAAAGCUAUGACACACAGCCUAAUGUCACUGGUUACUAUGAACAUUCUGUUGGAGUUUCUGGGGACGAGGAAGACAGUCAUGAUGGGCGGGCUCCUCAGUGUGUCAGCUAUUCUCGCAGCAACCUUUGCACCCAACAUCAUGGUCCUCAUAUGUGUUCAUAGUGUUCUUUCAGGAAUGGGUAAUUCCAUGAUACAUUCUCCCGCCAUAGUGCUGAUUGGGAAGUAUUUCAAGAAACGCCGAGGCCUAGCUACAGCAACUGCAAGUUCAGCGAUGAGUUUAGCAUCCGGUAUAUUCCCAGUAUUUUCUCAAUAUCUGCUUGACGAAUAUGGUAUUCGAGGCACAUUGCUGAUUUACACAGGCCUAAUGAUGAAUAUAUGGGUAGGGGCAUCUUUAUAUCGACCUCUAGACUUUUAUGAAAGAAAAGUGAAACCUGAUGGCCAACAGGACGAUGCAUUUCAGCUUGAAGCGAGCAAGGUCUUCAGCGAAGAAGAUGUCAUUGGGACAGAUCAUGGAGCAAAGCAAACAUAUAUCAAUCACAAUGGAAGUACUAGGAGUUGUAACGUUGUUGUAAAGGACACCGCCAAUAGAUUCCUCGAUCCUCAAAACGCUGAUACGUUUAGGAAGAGGACAUACUCUGAAGGUUCUAAAAGGAUCCCAAAGGAAUUUGUUUCAGAGUCUGAGAAGCUGGUAUAUAUCAGUAACCCAGACCUUGUAAGCAUCCCAAUAGUCAUACCUAAGUUGUGUGAUUCAGCUAAAAAGGAAAUACGUGUAGAUGACCGUAAUCAAAGAAAAUGCGCCAUCAUAAGAAAUUUUGGGAAGGUUUUUAAAGUCUUUGACUUUUCAUUGUUCAAGAAUCCGAUGUUCCUUCUUAUUGUGGCAUGUUGUCAGUUUGGUGUUGUUCUGAGAAACGUUCCAACAUACCUCCCGGCACAGAUGAAGGAAAUGGGAUACAACCAAUCUGAUGCAGCAUUUCUGUUGCUCAUCUCCGGAAUUCUUGACUUCUUUAGUCGACUGUUCUAUGGAUUUAUAGCUGACCUUGGAUAUAUUCGUGUCUGUCAAAUCAUGGCCAUUGGUCUUAUGAUCUCAGGAUUAGCAUCACAGUUUAUAAUGUUUUACACAACAUAUCCUUUACUUAUAGCCUACUGUGUAGUGAUUGGCAUAUUUGGAAGUGCCUUUCCGUGCCUUUUGCCAUUGGUGAUAGUGGAUUUCAUGGGAAUCGACUAUAUGGCAAAGACUAUUGGAUUUACAGCAUUAUUCCAAGGAUUUGCAGUUUCAUUAACACAUCCAAUUUUAGGUGCAUUACGUGAUUUGAGCGGAUCCUACCUUCCCUGUUUCCAGUACCUUGGUGCAGCCGCUGUCUCUGCUGCAGUACUGUUGCUCUGUGAGCCGCUUGUGCGACGUUAUGUAGCAACAACGCGGGAAGGAUCACCAUCAACGGAUAAUGAAUGUAUUGAGCCAUUGAAAUAGGCAAUAACAAUAAAAGUUUUU
Haliotis rufescens (red abalone) is the source of this 2124-nucleotide messenger RNA. Its product is annotated as monocarboxylate transporter 1-like. Bases 400 to 2103 code for a protein of 567 amino acids. NCBI's taxonomy places the organism in Eukaryota, Metazoa, Mollusca, Gastropoda, Lepetellida, Haliotidae. Gene Ontology annotation, molecular function: monocarboxylic acid transmembrane transporter activity. Gene Ontology annotation, biological process: transmembrane transport; monocarboxylic acid transport. The record is from RefSeq and is a predicted model, not a curated record. The transcript has 5 exons.